Molecule: messenger RNA, 2253 nt
Organism: Cryphonectria parasitica EP155
Lineage: Eukaryota; Fungi; Ascomycota; Sordariomycetes; Diaporthales; Cryphonectriaceae
Exons: 5
Coding region: 1-2253 (750 amino acids)
Source: RefSeq, a predicted model, not a curated record
AUGCCAGUAUCAGGGACAGAGAGACCUCUGCUGAGGAGGCACAUCAGCCAUGACUUGCAACAAGAGCCAGUCUUCUCGUGCUCCGUCAACGCUCACUCACACCUCCCCGUCUAUACCAACAUACACCGCAUCAGGAGGGAUGUCAUAUCCAUAGUCGAGGAUUAUAUGACGCUAGAGCAGCUGAGGGAUCUACGCAUCAACAUCUCAGUCAUCCGGCCGCUGGUGGACAAGUUGUAUGAGCUCGACGACAUCUCAAUUGUCUACUGUCUCCUUGUCAACCGCGCGCAUUUCCUGCACGAACAAUCGCAUUUAAACAACAGGCAAAAUGUCAACUUCACUCGUGCCACACUGUGUGAGCUAGUUGCUACCCGCAUAUUGCGGCGCUUCAAUGAGGACAAUGAAGGUCCUGAGGGCCUUCUUAUCUUGGCCCAUAUCCUCGUCGCUGGGUUUGAGCCCUUCCAAAAUGCCCCCGAGGACAUCCGCCAGGAAGCUUCGUCGACCAGCUCCUGGAGCUACCACCAGACGCUGCCCGCCCUCGAAGUCGCCAUUCUGAGCGAGAGCAAGCUGUUCCUGAGCUCCACAUCCUGCCAGAAGGUGAUCGACGCCAUCUACGAAGGCCAGGUCAUCUACACCCCCUCAAGCUUCAUGGACAUCAUCCCAGACCGCUACAAGCAAAAGCCUAUCUCGCUCUACGAUCCCCGAGCGGCUUCCUUGCUCAAUCAGUACCGACUGAUCGUUCCCAGGACCAGAAACCUUCUAGAAAUUUUCCAAUUCUGUGUUCUCCUGUUCUUGUAUCUCGUGUUCAUGGCGGAACGAGAUUCCAGCAAAUUCAGCAUUCUCGAGAUUGCCUUUUCGAUAUAUGCCUUUGGAUGGGUGUUGGACCAAUUUGCUACGAUGUUGGAGCAUGGAUGGCACGUCUACACGCAAAACUUAUGGUCCUUUCUGGAUGUGACAUUCAGCGUCAUCUUUUGGAUCUAUCUUAUUCUCCGUAUACACGGGUGGCGCUCGGGACACGAGAACGCAGGCCAGCAAGCAUUGGAUGUUCUCGCCAUGGGCGCACCAGUGCUCAUCCCUCGCCUUGCCUUCAACCUGCUCUCUAACAACCUGCUAUUCGUCUGCCUGCGGGCGAUGGUGGUAGAUUUCACGCUGCUGACGGCCCUCGCUGCCUGGUGUUUUGGUGGCUUCUUACUCUCGCUUGUAUGGCUUGGAGAUGCCGGUCACUCAACCAUUACUGUAAGCAAGUGGAUGCUUUGGAUCUGGUUCGGCCUCGACGGGACUGGUAUCCAGAAAGCGCCCGACUUUCACUGGAUCUUGGGACCUUGCCUCAUGGUCACAUUUGCGUUCCUAGGAAACACCCUCUUCCUGACUAUCCUCGUGUCCAUGCUCUCCAAUACCUUCAGCACCAUUGUGUCAAACGCCACAGCCGAGAUCCAAUACCGUCACGCAGUCCAGACGCUUGAGGGCGUCAAGAGCGAUGCCAUCUUCGCCUACCAGCCACCCUUCAACAUUCUAGCUCUUUUCGUCCUCGUGCCCCUCCGGUGGUUCAUCAGCCCCCGCUGGUUUCAUAAGAUCCACGUCUUCUUCGUGCGACUGCUCAACCUUCCCCUAUUGCUCAUCAUCGCAGCUGCCGAGCGACGUCUCCUGUGGCCCAUAUCCUUCCCCUCGAGCGCCGGUGCGGCGACCAGCGGCAACGAGACGCGGUCGCAGUGGUUUUGGGAGAAGUGGCGCAUAACGACGCACGGCGACAUCCACGCUGUCUUCGACUUACCGCCGCCGGACGAGAUGGAGGAUGCCAUUUCGAUGGAUGACGAGCUGACGCACCAUAUGAUUCGGCGGCAUUUCCAGCGGAGCUCAACGGCGGACUCGGCAAACCUUGAGAAUAUCCUACGGAGACGAAAGAAGCAGCAGCAGCCGCCGACGCCCAAGGCCCAGAGUGAUGGCAAUAGCGAUGCGAGAAGUGACCAGGCGCAACCGCCCAAGUCUCCCGGCGUGGGCAGGACAAUCAGCAGACGGGACAGCAUGGCACCAUUUCCAGGGCUCAGGCAGGAACUACAGGGCAUUCUCGACGAUUCCCCCGAAAUGUCAUCCAUGACGGCCCGGCUGGACGCACUAGAGGAGAGCAAUGCGAGGAUCGAGUCGAUGCUGGCGAGGCUGGUGAAUGACCUGGAUGAUAGCACGAGCGCUGACGAGGAGGCAGCAGCUGGGAGGACAGGGACGUUAAGGGAUCUGGAUCAUACAGGUGAUGACCAGUAA